GCGAGCGCUGCCGUAUCCGGGCAGACCAGCGGCGCCGCAGCCAAUCAGAAAAAAGAAGGGGCCGCGCGCGCGGCGAGCGAGGGGCGCGUCCACUUUCGGUUCGCGCGGGGGGCGCGGGGCACGUGGCGGGACCCCUCCCCUCCCCCUCCCGGGGCCCCCCGAGCCGGACGGGACCAGGACGCACAGCGCUGCCAUGGCUGACGAGGAGCUGGGCACCAGGGCCACCAGGAGGGGCCCUGUGUCAGCUGGCAGUGCCCGGGGCGGUGCCACCGAGUCCAGCACGCUGCUCCAGGAGCUCCGGGGCAACAUCUCCAAAUCCGUGCAGAGCAAGGUGGACUCCAUCCUGCAGGACGUGCAGAAGUUCUCGGACAGUGACAAACUCUACCUGUACCUGCAGCUGCCCUCGGGGCCCAGCCUGGGCGAGAAGAGCAGCAGCAGCUCCUCCUCGCUGGAGCUGAGCACGCUGGGCACGGCCGAGCACAUGCACGCCUGCAGCUGGAUCCGCAACCACCUGGAGGAGCACACGGACACCUGCCUGCCCAAGCAGGACGUCUACGACGCCUACAAGCGUUACUGUGACAACCUGGGCUGCCGCCCGCUGAGCACGGCCAACUCCGGCAAGAUCAUCCGCGAGAUCUUCCCAAACAUCAAAGCGCGGCGCCUGGGGGGCCGUGGCCAGUCCAAGUACUGCUACGGGGGGAUCCGGAGGAAGACCGUGGUCAGCCUUCCUCCCCUGCCCAGCCUGGACCUCAAAGUGACCGAGACGCAGGCAGAGCUGGCCGAGCUGGCUCACUCCUACAGCGCCGAGGUGACGGAGGCCGCGUGUGCCCUGACGUGUGACUGGGCCGAGAAGAUCCUGCGGCGCUCCUUCAACAACAUCGUGGAGGUGGCGCAGUUCCUGCUGCAGCAGCACAUCAUCAGCCCCCGCUCGGCCCACGCCGACCUGCUCAUGGCCAUGGUGCUCUCAGAAAACACGGACAAGCCCCCCCAGGACCCCCGGCCGCCCUCAGCCCCCAAGAAGAACGGCCCGGACCCCGCGGAGAGCAGCCAGGAGCAGGCCAAGAAGGACGCUGUCCCCAAGGUCCCCGCGCAGCCGCGGCCGGACAAGAAGAAGGCGGCGGAGGCGCGGGCGGGCAGCAGCCCGCAGGUGAGCGCGCUGGUGGCGCGGCUGCCGCUGCUGCUGCCCCGCAUCCCGGCCCGCAGCCCGCCCGUGCCCGGCGCGGGCCCCGCGCCGCCCGUGCUGGUGCCGCGGCCCGGGGGCACCGUGAGGGUGGCGCUGCCGCUGCCCGUGGCGCGCGCCGCCAUCCCCGUGCUCAACGUGCUGCUG
Molecule: messenger RNA, 1327 nt
Organism: Camarhynchus parvulus
Lineage: Eukaryota; Metazoa; Chordata; Aves; Passeriformes; Thraupidae
Gene: RFX5
Product: regulatory factor X5
Biological process (GO): regulation of transcription by RNA polymerase II
Molecular function (GO): DNA-binding transcription factor activity, RNA polymerase II-specific; RNA polymerase II cis-regulatory region sequence-specific DNA binding
Source: RefSeq, a predicted model, not a curated record